Messenger RNA from Odontomachus brunneus, 4160 nucleotides. Its product is annotated as cohesin subunit SA-2-like. Gene Ontology annotation, biological process: sister chromatid cohesion. Bases 271 to 3861 code for a protein of 1196 amino acids. Lineage: Eukaryota; Metazoa; Arthropoda; Insecta; Hymenoptera; Formicidae. The record is from RefSeq and is a predicted model, not a curated record. Gene Ontology annotation, molecular function: chromatin binding. Gene Ontology annotation, cellular component: nucleus; cohesin complex; chromatin. The transcript has 18 exons.
UUUUGUCUUCUUUUUUACUGCAAUUGACUUAUCGCUUCCAUUAGUAAUUCUGCGUGCAUAGUGGAAGGAGUUGUUGCAAUCAGCUCAUGAUCUAAUCAAUCCACUUGCGGAAACGACAGAUAAUUUAAGACAUCUUUAUACGUCAGCGGAAGCAAUAUAAUCUAAAACUUGUAUUUUUCAAUAUAAAGGACGUAACGAGCAAAUUACGCAAUUUAGAGGUUUAGAAGAUACAGACACCGAAUCAUCUCGAGGGAGGUUGUAAUCGACAAAAUGUCUUGUUCAUCACAGUGCCCAGAAUAUUCUUUAGAAAGUUAUGGUUCAUCUGAUAUGUCUCAACAGUCGCAAGAACAAUUAGAAAAUCUUGAUAAUCAGACACAAUUUGAAGUUUCCAUUACACCUUCCACUUCUAGUAUGAGGACCAUAAAAAAUAAACGUGCCAAGAUGUGUGAAAACUUGGUACAACAACCUGAUACUGAUUAUUCUCCAUCAUCUGGCGAAGACAAAGGCAGUGGUGAAACAACACAUCAGUUGUUCAGUUUGGAAGAUGAAGAUAGUCUUUACUAUGUUAUUAGAAAUAAUCCUUCUUCCCUUAUUACUGUUGUUAAUAACUGGAUAGAAAAGUACAAGAACAACAGAAGAAAUGCGCUACUUGUGUUAAUGCAGUUUUUUAUCAGUGCAAGUGGUUGUAAAGGUUGCAUUACUUCUGAAAUGCAACUUACUAUGGAACAUGUAGCGAUUAUUCGUAAAAUGACCGAAGAAUUCGACGAGGAAAGUGAUGAAUAUCCAUUGAUAAUGAUGGGAUCACAAUGGAAAAAGUUUCGUGAUAAUUUUUGCCAGUUUGUGCAAAUUCUGGUUCUUCAGUGUCAAUAUUCUAUCAUUUAUGAUCAAUACAUAAUAGAUAACAUUAUUUCUUUGUUAAUUGGACUCUCAGAUUCACAAGUUAGAGCAUUUAGGCAUACCGCAACACUUGCAGCUAUGAAGUUAAUGACAGCCUUGGUAGACGUUGCUUUGACUGUCUCUAUAAAUACAGAUAACACGCAACGACAGUACGAAGCUGAGAGACAAAAAGCCCGAGAAAAUAGGGCAGCAAGCAGAUUGGAGUCUUUAAUGACGAGACGAAAAGAGUUAGAAGGAAAUAUGGAGGAAAUUAAGAACAUAUUUACAUAUAUAUUUAAAUCGGUCUUCGUUCAUAGAUAUAGGGAUAUUGUACCAGAUAUACGCGUAAUUUGUAUGACAGAAAUCGGAAUCUGGAUGAAGAAAUUCCACCAGAAUUUCUUAGACGAUUCCUACUUGAAAUAUAUAGGUUGGAUGUUGUAUGACAAGGUUGGAGAAGUCAGGCUUAAGUGUCUGCAGGCAUUGCAACCAUUGUACGCUUUGGAAGAGUUCAAAACAAAGCUUGAGCUCUUUACCAGUAAAUUUAAGGACAGAAUUAUCUCAAUGACGUUGGACAAGGACUGUAACGUUGCGGUGCAGGCUAUAAAGCUAGUUAUCUUGAUGCUUAAACAUCAUAGAGAGAUUCUUACCGAUAAAGAUAAUGAACACGUAUACGAGCUUGUUUAUUCGGUUAAUCGUGCAGUCGCGCGAGCGGCUGGUGAAUUCGUGAACGAAUGCUUAUUCCGUCCAGACAACAAUGACAUAGCGGAUGUGAAGACUAGACGUGGUAAAAAGCGAUUGCCGAAUACGCCCCUUAUACGCGAUCUAAUUUUGUUUUUCAUCGAGUCCGAAUUACACGAGCACGGAGCGUAUUUAGUUGACUCCCUGAUCGAGACUAAUGAAAUGAUGAAAGACUGGGAAUGUAUGACGGAUCUUUUACUGGAAGAGAUUGGUCCUGAGGAGGAAGCAUUAGACAAUCAGAAGGAAGUAUCCUUAAUCGAAUUGAUGGUUUGUUGUAUUAAACAAGCCGCUACAGGCGAGAUACCAGUCGGCCGUAGACCCAUUCGAAAGGCCCUGUCAAUAAAGAAAAUUAAGAAAGUUGACAACGAUAAGCAAAAAUUGACACAACAUUUUAUUCAAACGUUGCCGUUCCUGCUGGAUAAGUACAGGGCAGAUCCUGAAAAAUUGACCAAUUUACUCGAGAUCCCGCAAUACUUUGACCUGGAUAUUUACACGAAAUCUAGGCAGGAGAUAAAUCUAGAUUCUUUAUUGGGUAAAAUUCAUACGAUUGUGGAAAAGAUGUACGACACUGAAGUCUUAGACAUGGCAGCUAAGACUUUAGAACACAUGUGUGUGGAAGACCAUGCUACCUUUACUAGAUGCGAUGUCGCUCGAUUUACACUGAUCGAUUCUAUUGUAAAUAAAUAUAAAGAAGCAAUUGAUGAAUACAGGAAUUUGAUAGAGAGAAAUGAGGUACCAGACGAAGAUGAGACUUUCAAUGUUAUUCAGUCGCUUAAGAAAGUCUCCAUAUUUUAUUCUUAUAACAAUAUGAAUCAAUGGAAUAUAUGGGACUCUCUGUACAAAAACAUAGAAGAUGCGAAAAAUCCUUCAAAUUGUAGAUGCUUACCGUUUGAUGCAACUAAAUAUUGCAUAAGUGCUUGUUACUUCGCUAUUUUGUGGGGACAAAAUCAUCUGAUGAAAGUCGUAGAUCCUGACAAUCGUGACGAAGAUGAAUAUCGACAGCUGAAGAAACGGUUGCAUUCGUUUAUGGGCUUAAUGCGCCAUUUUAUUAGUAGCGACUGUAGCGGCGCGCAGUCAUCGCCGAUAUUGAGAGAAGAAGCAUAUAAUACGAUAUGUGAUCUAUUGGUGAUAUUCUGCAAUCAACUGACUGCACAUACCAAUCAUUUGAUGCAUCAGUUGGUGUACAAACCUGACCAAGCAAUGCAGAAUAUGCUCAGCAGAUUUAUACAAAAGUAUGUCUUCCUUGAAGAGGAGAACUAUGAACGCGACAAGUAUUCCAAAAUCGAGGAGUUGCACAAGCGAAGAAAUUUUUUAGCAGGUUACUGCAAACUAAUCGUUUACAAUAUGAUUCCCAUAAAAGCCGCGGCUAAUGUAUUCAAGCAUUAUAUGAAGUACUACAAUGAUUACGGCGACAUUAUUAAAACCAUGUUGAAGAAGUUAAGAGAUAUCAACAAAAUAGAUUGUGCGCUAACGAUGCAACAGAGUUUAAUCAUUCUGCACAAUGAAAUUAUGAUUGAAAAAGGCAAAAUAAACCGAAACAGCGAAGAAUUCAUUGCAAUCAGAAAACUCGCAAAACAAUUCAUUCUAUUCUUCGGUUUAAAUCCCGUGGGAAAUCGCGAAACGAUCACAGCUCUGCACCGUUCGGGAAUAUUAUUUGCUAUUACUCCACCAGACAAUAUCAAACAAAAUCUCACAGGCCUACCACCGAAUCUACCGUUCCUUGAGAUAUUGUCCGAAUUCACGAAUAAACUUCUCGUACAGGAUAAACGUGUUGUUCUCAACUUUCUGGACAAACAGUUGCAAGCUAGAAUGCCAUCGUCGCAAGAUGAAAACUGGCAACCUUUGUUUCUAUACAGAAACAGUUUGCUGCAUAACAAGACUAAUCAAAUUUCAGUGACACGUAAACAAGCUUACAUAAAACACAAAGAAGAUCAGUUAACCGAGAAAGAGAAAGCAGAUAAACCUAAUGAGGAUUCUAAUCAUGAGUCUUCAAGCGAACAUAAAAAGAAACAUGGUCAGAAGAACCAAUUACCGGUUAAUAAAGGAGUAAUAACGCGUGGGUCCAAAACGAAUACUUCGUAUGAAGAUAAUGAAUCUGCUCAAAUGCAAAUGUCACUUUCAACGACUAUAGAAAAUACGUCGACGAGUCAAUUGCAAAAUAUCGACAGUAAAUUUAAAACACUGCAAAUACAGGACCACAAAGAAGUCAAGAGCAUGUGGAGUACAAAGAAUCGUGAAAACCUUUAGAAACUCAGGCAAAUAUGUUGAAGGACAAUGAGAAAUCUGAUUCUGAAUAAGAAGAUUUAUAAUCUCAAAAAAUUUUAAUUAUCAAAAAAAUUUAGACAAUUGUGAUACGUGUUCAAAGCAGCUAUGCUGUUUGAAAAUUAAGGAAAAAUAUUUUUAAGUUAUAUAUAACGUAUCAAAAUACUUUUGCGAGUAUUAACAAAUUAUAAUAAUUUUAUAGUACAAAAGUAGGUACGUAAAUAAGAUUCUUGCAGUUUUUCCAUGAAAUUAAAUUCAUUUUAUUAUGUUUAUUUUAUGUUCAU